Messenger RNA from Ictidomys tridecemlineatus (thirteen-lined ground squirrel), 1522 nucleotides. RefSeq names its product purinergic receptor P2X 2 (gene P2rx2). Gene Ontology annotation, molecular function: extracellularly ATP-gated monoatomic cation channel activity; purinergic nucleotide receptor activity; ATP binding. The record is from RefSeq and is a predicted model, not a curated record. Gene Ontology annotation, cellular component: signaling receptor complex; plasma membrane. Gene Ontology annotation, biological process: response to ATP; calcium ion transmembrane transport. Lineage: Eukaryota; Metazoa; Chordata; Mammalia; Rodentia; Sciuridae.
CCGGGGCUGCUGGUCCGCGUUCUGGGACUACGAGACGCCCAAGGUGAUCGUGGUGAGGAACCGGCGCCUGGGGGUCGUGUACCGCACGGUGCAGCUGCUCAUCCUGCUCUACUUCGUGUGGUAUGUAUUCAUCGUGCAGAAGAGCUACCAGGACAGCGAGACAGGACCCGAGAGCUCCAUCAUUACCAAGGUCAAGGGCAUCACCACCUCGGAGCACAAAGUGUGGGACGUGGAGGAGUAUGUGAAGCCCCCCGAGGGGGGCAGCAUAUUCAGCAUCAUCACCAGGAUCGAGGUCACACCCUUCCAGACCCUGGGAAUCUGCCCAGAGAGCAUAAGGGUCCACAAUGCCACCUGCCAUUCGGACAACGACUGUGUGGCUGGGGAGCUGGACAUGCUGGGCAACGGACUUCGAACUGGCAGAUGCGUACCCUAUUACCACGGGGCCUCCAAGACCUGCGAGGUGUCCGGUUGGUGCCCAGUGGAGGAUGGGGCCUCUGUCAGCCAAUUUCUGGGUUCAAUGGCUCCCAAUUUCACCAUCCUCAUCAAGAACAGCAUCCACUACCCCAAAUUCCAGUUCUCCAAGGGCAACAUCGCAGACCGUAAGGAUGACUACCUCAAACACUGCACUUUCGACUACGUCUCCGACCCUUACUGUCCCAUCUUCAAGCUGGGCUUCAUUGUGGAGCAGGCAGGGGAGAACUUCACAGAGCUUGCACACAGGGGUGGUGUCAUUGGGGCCAUUAUUAACUGGGACUGUGACCUGGACCUGUCUGCGUCGGAAUGUAACCCCAAGUACUCCUUCCGGAGGCUGGACCCCAAGCACGUUCCUGCCUCCUCAGGCUACAACUUCAGGUUUGCCAAGUAUUACAAGAUAAAUGGCACUACCACCCGCACACUCAUCAAAGCCUACGGAAUCCGCAUCGAUGUCAUUGUGCACGGACAGGCAGGGAAGUUCAGCCUGAUUCCCACCAUCAUUAACCUGGCUACUGCUCUGACCUCCAUCGGGGUGGGAUCCUUCCUGUGCGACUGGAUCUUGCUGACAUUCAUGAACAAAAACAAGGUCUACAGUCAUAAGAAAUUCGACAAGAUGGAUGCCCCGGAUCAGCAGGCUGGACUGCCCACCUCUAGGCUGGCUCAGCAGGACUCCAAACCUGCAGACCCCAGAGGCCUGGCCCAACUCUAGUUCCUAUCCUCACUGCUGCAGCUUGGGACCCUGCCAGAGCCCAGCUGCUUUGGCAGUACCAAGGACCCACCCACCUCAGUAGCCAAGAGCCCAUGAAAGGACUCCAUGUAAAGGGGGCCUUACUCUUGUCCUAAGCCUGUCUCCCCACCCUCUCAGGGCCUGCCAACCCCCCUGCCAGUGGACACCCACAGGGCUUGUCACCUUCCUUCCUAUUCACCAUUCUCUCUCAUAGCCUGUUGGGACCUCAAGUCAGAGCUGAGAUCUAAGGGGGCUCUGUUCCUGCUCUUGAAGCACACACCUACAAUAUCAUAACCCCAAACUGCCCAGCCCUGUCCUUAG